AUCUAAAUGAAUAUUCUUAUGAAAAUGAAUAUCCAAUUCCAUAUGGUUCACAACUUGAUAUUCCUAACAUUACAUGUAAAACUAAUAUAGAAAAUAAAUCAUGUGAUGAUUACAUUUAUCAGACAAACAAUGGUUGUUGGACCCUUUCACCAUUAAGAUUUUCUGAUCGGAAUGCAAAAUGUAGUGGUUCAUUUUGUUCUUUAGAUAGUUAUAAUCAUUAUCUAAUAGAUAGUUAUAAUAAUUUUGUUAUUUUAAAUAUUACCUCGAAUAAUUCAUCUUCGACUGAUUAUUAUGUAGUUAUGUUUAAUUUUGUCUUUAUAGGAAAUUCAAGGAAAAAUUUUCUACAAUUAAAAUUUAAUAUGCAUCCAUUUAACGGC
This is a messenger RNA of Scutellospora calospora, 377 nucleotides long. The record is from the annotation of a GenBank genome assembly. Lineage: Eukaryota; Fungi; Glomeromycota; Glomeromycetes; Diversisporales; Gigasporaceae.